GCUCCGAAGGCGGCUUGUAUAAGCGCGUCAUCGUGAAGAGCACCAAAGACCUGCCAAGAGGAUAUUUUCAAGAAUUUCUGUAAUUUCUGAAUGCCUCUGUGGAGCCACUUGAGAGUAAUAGAGACCCUUUCUGGUAGACAUUUGAGAAGAAACCCGAGAACGAUUCAUAAAGAUUCUGAUGUGUGAACAACUUACCAGGGACUACGCAGUUAAACCGGAAUCAACUCCUUAUAAACAAUGCCUAAUUAACAAUACGAUCUUCACCGAGAGUUAAGGCCACCAACUAUUAUCUUACGACAAAGGAACAAUUUGCUUCCAUGCUACAGCUUCAUUGUUUUCGUGCUUAGCGACGAUCCCAACACAGUAUUCCUCGUUAUGAAACAAAUGUAUUCCUUGGAUAUUUCAUAACGUGAUACCAGAGUCGCCCCAGCGAUUACAGAGCGAACAAUUAUAGUUAAUGCAAGUAUUAUCCAACGUGUUCAUAUUUAUCCCCAUCAAUUGUGGAGAAUCUCUAUCGUAUCGAUAAUUGGUCUCACCUUAGUGACAUUAUUGGUAACUCGAACAGCAGUCGACUCUACCAUUCUGAACAGGGGUUAAGCUGGACCAGUAGCAACAAUUAUAUCAUGAACUGACUCUAAUUACAUUACAUAUACUAAUAGCUAUGAUACAACAUAAAUAAUAGACAGAAACUGCGUUAAAAUUGAGUUAUCUAGAUACAUUACAUAAACAAACGACCGAAUACAAUGACACACUAGCCCCAUAGUGCGAGCCGAACGAUAUGUAAGGACACCUCUGAUUGGUCGAUGGUGUCAUUCCGCUUAAUGAAAAAUGUCUGUUGUAUUCGUCGCGCCAGCCAAUGAGAGCACACGUAUUGAUUCGACCGAGGAGCUUUUACCUGAGAGUCUAUCAGAUUUCAAUCAUACCAAUCCGAAUUAUUCACAAGUUGCAGAUGACAUCGCGCGGGGAACACCGCAACUUUUUAACACCAAUUCUGACCCGGGGAUGGAUACAAGCCUUACUGAUCCGGGAGGUAGGAUAAAUUCAGCAUAUAGCUGCCCUGAAAUAGAAUUGCAAAACUACAGCGUUGGCAUGAGUGGGAAAGCUACAUCAAGCGAUAAGGCACAGCUGCCUCCGUUAAAGCAGAUGUCGCAAUCUAAAUACGAGAAGGGGAAUAUACCCGAGCAAGCCGUGGCACAACAGACUGAUGCUUCGCUCAAACCGGACGAGCCGAACUCUCAGAAACAGAGGGCGGUUGCCCGAGAGAGGAAUAGAGACCUGGAGACUAAGGAAGGGAAUAUCAGUGACAUUGGGGCGGAUUUCAUGCGGGUUAAUGGAGCGAUUCGGCAUUUCAAACAGUUACAAAAGCCCGUGCCAAUUACUCAGAACGUCGGCCCAGCAUCGACGCCUAAAAUGAGCUAUACUUCUGAGGAUGCAGGCACGGCAUUAGUAGGUAAUAGCACAGAAUUCCCUAAAUAUAUGGAGGACAAACCAAAGCUUAGGCAUAAGCCUAAUGUGGGGUACCGGUUGGGCAAAAGAAAAACUUUAUUCGAAAAACGACGGAGGAUAUCCGACUAUGCACUUGUCUUCGGCAUGUUUGGAAUAGCAGUCAUGGUAGUCGAGACGGAAUUGUGUAUGGCGCAGGUAUUUGGACCAGACAAUGCGUGCAAGAGAGAGAUAUAUUCCAUCGUGUUAAAGUCGCUGAUCAGUGUCUCGUCUGCGAUACUCGUAGGACUCAUCAUAGCUUACCAUGCUUUAGAAAUUCAGUUAUUCGCUGUAGAUAAUUGUGUGGAGGACUGGAGAAUCGCCAUGAACGGUCGGCGGAUCGCACAAAUCAUUGUGGAGGUGACAAUCUGCGCAAUCCAUCCCAUACCAGGAUUCUUCGAAUUCGACUGGACUAUAAUAAGAACGGACCGACACGGCGACGAGGAAGCGUUAACUGAGGAUGUGCCUGUUGAUAUUUUACUUGGGCUUCCUAUGUUUUUUAGAAUUUAUUUGAUUUUCCGUGGCAUGCUUCUGCAUAGUAAAUUAUUUACGGACGCCUCCUCGCGGAGUAUUGGUGCACUAAACAGGAUUAAUUUCAACACGCGAUUUGUGCUGAAAACGCUAAUGACCAUUUGUCCUGGCACUGUACUGCUUGUUUUCAUGCUUUCUUGGUGGAUUUUAGCCAGUUGGACAUUACGAUUUUGUGAAAACUUCCACGAAACAAGACACAAAAAUUUCCUGAAUUCGAUGUGGCUGAUAGCAAUUACGUUUCUUUCAAUUGGUUACGGUGAUAUUGUUCCUAAUACAUAUUGUGGCAGAUCGAUAGCUAUUGCUACCGGUGUGAUGGGUGCUGGUUGUACAGCUUUAGUAGUAGCUGUUCUCGCGAGAAAAUUAGAAUUAACGAGAGCUGAGAAACAUGUGCACAACUUUAUGAUGGAUACACAAUUACAAAAAAGGUUGAAAAAUGCUGCAGCAAAUGUGUUACGAGAAACUUGGUUAAUAUACAAAUACACGAAACUUGUAAAACGGGUUAACUUUAGUAAAGUGCGAUCACAUCAAAGAAAGUUUCUACAGGCAAUACACAGUUUGCGACGGAUCAAAAUGGAUCAAAGAAAAUUAGUCGACAAUGCCAAUACACUUGUAGAUAUGGCCAAGAUAUCACCGGGCUUAGUAGGCGCUCCGACCGCGUAUAUCUCAGUACCACAAGUAGUUUACAAACAGACACAAACAAACAUCUAUGAGGUGGUGACUGAGCUGCAUUCGAACCAUUCCAGACUUGAGGACAGAGUCGGCACGAUAGAAGGGAAGCUGCAGCUACUCACGGAAAAACUCGAAGCCCUACCAAGUAUUAUAGCACACCGACUUGCCGUCCAACAGCGUGACGUCGAAUACCAAGCCCGCCAAGCCCUACCUGCUCCUCUGGGCGGCGCGACCAGAAGGGUAACACCACCUGGUCCGCUCAAGAGUCCGCCACCACAACUAGCCGUAGCUCAAUCGAAUCCCGCACGGUCGACGACACCACCCCCAACAUCCACCACAUCUACGGAGCCAAAGGUUUCAUUAAGCACAACUAAGAAUACCAGUUGUUAAAAUGUGCUUUUGAAGGGCUGUGUAAAAUUAUUAAAAUUGGUGUGCGUGUCUUGGACUUGGUAUGUGACCAAGGGUGUUCUGACAUGAUGUAUGGUUGCCACAAGUUCAAAUGUUGCUUCAUGCUGUAUUUGUUUGUGGUGAUAUGGUUAGAGGCAUGGUGCGGUUUCCAAUGCGUUGGGCACCGCCCCUCCCGUCUGAAGGAGGUGGUGAACGACAGAGCUUCCUGUUCAAGACACAGAGCAGUGCUGACUCGAGAAUGUUGUCGGCGAAGAGGGGGCCAGAGGAUGGCAGCAUUCUCAGGUGUUGAUAUAGUCCAUUCGAUAGCCACGAUCAGGAUUUGAAAGGAGUCAUUGGGCUCAGUUCCGAAAAACCUGAUUGAUAGUGACGAAAGGCACUUUCAAAUGGAAUGAAGCAAAUUUGCCGCUGAAAGGAGGCCCCAAUCUCUGUUAUAAUACAUAGCUAUAAGUCCUUCAUGAAAAUAGUAAGGAUGUAGUGUAUAGUUUUAGACGAUGCUAGUAGUUUGGAAACAUGUACCAUACCCACCCGGUGCAAAGAAAAAGCGAAAAGGAUGGACAUAUUUGCUGAUACUGCGUGUGGUAAUGAAUCGAAACUUGUCAGAAAAGCCGAAAAGAACGAAAGGGCUUACGAGAGUCCAACGAUCUACUCGUGAAAUAAUGUCUAAUUUCAUUUGUACCUUAGCCAGAAAAAUAUUCAUUGCCACAAACAUCUCCAGGUAGAAUUAGAAGGAUAGACCAUAAUAGCUAUUUUAACUUGAUCACUCUGAUAGACUCCAAUCCUUUAUAAAGGAUUUGAGUCUCACUUGAUUGGUUAAGAGCGAACUCAAGAACAAUGCCCAUAGAACAAUAGAUGAGGCCCGUAGUAUACAAAAGGCAUUUCAGAUCAUUUCCAUUGCACAAGGUGCAUAUUGUAAAAAUGCCUUCAAUGAACAAAAUUGUUAGACUUAGCUGCUGAUACAGAACGAGCAGUAGUGUACAAGAUAUAAUACACGAAGUUCCAGUGCCUAUGUAUAGUCUUGAAAGUAGAAUAGUGUACAGUGCGGUAACGGUUUCGCUGCGCACCAACUGACUGGUGAAGCCAGUCAGCAAGUCUGUGAUUUAUGCUGUAAGGCAUUAAGCCAAUCGUAGACACUGUAUAUAAGCUUAGAGGCAGUGGUCGAGAAGAUAAUCAAGUGAUGUGUGCUAGAUGAACCACGAAACGUGAUUGGUUCGAGAUAGGACUCGAGGCGACCACGUUUCCGUCCAUGACGUCAGCUGUCGCGCGCAGAAUGCUACGUCUCUGCUGAUUGAAUGAUUGGCGCCAUGUGACCUACUACCGAAGUAGGUCUGCAAUUAAUGACAUGGCGCAGGGACAAUGGUGUGGACAUUAAUGCGGGAUGCUUCAAUUUGUAAAUAAAGAAUGCUUGUGUAAUUAUUAUCAGUCGCAUGCGAGAGUAACCCUUGUUGAUAUUUCAAAUGUAUAAUAAAGUUGGAAUGAUCUGUAUAUAAUACUUGUUAAACUGUAAAUUGUAAAAUUUAUGUUAAUCUCACUGAUGAUUUGAAUAGCUCCAGCUUGAUGAGAGGAACCUAGCUGACCGUUGUACAGGCGCGUUUUAGUGCACCUUCUAAAAUUACGAGUAUGUAGAAAUCACUGUUAAAACUGGCUGCUAAGGGAACAGCUACAUGUAGUUUGCCUGGGUCUUCAUCCAUUGUUAGUAAUGAAAUAGUGGAAGAUAUCAAUUGUCAAAGACAACUCAUGGACAUUUUAGCUUACUCGGUGAACAGGGACUUAUGAAAUUAAAAUUAAAAUUGGACAAGAGGUAAGAUUGUCAAUAUACGAAAGCGAAGAAAGGGUGUUUGAAUUAGGGUGCACAAUAUUAUGUCGUGCCAAUACAGAGUGGUUUCUCUUCAGCCAAUGGGUGGAGUCAAAUGUCUGAGUUAACUUAAGUGUUAAAAGAGCUAGAAAUAUCCAAAAAUGUUAUAUUUUAGUCCACAAAAGCCUUGGAGAUAUGAAACUAACUCUGGCACUUGACCUCAUAUACACACAUGUCUACAAUCAGCUUACACUGCUGACACAAUGUAAUAUUAACCCAGAGUUAACCUCUCGGGGUAAGUGUAAACGUAAUGAAAUUUGUAAUAUAAAUUAGCCUCAAUAAUGCCUGUGGCUCAGGUAAUCCCUGAGUAAGCUCGGAGUUAACACCAAACUUAUCAUCAUCCAGUGUAAACUUCGAUUAAAAGUCAAAUCUCUCUGGGGUUAGUGUAGGCCUAAGUAUGAUAAAGAUCCACUCUGAGUUAACCAAAUGUCCCCAUUUGACCUCACUCAAUGUCCUUUUCGACAUAGCUGUUUCAACCUCUUGAUACAUUCAAAUUUGCUCAUGAAACUUUUUCUAAAUUUUUUUCGCACCUGCGAAUUUUCAUAUCAAAUUUUGACACUAAGAUAAUUGCCAUCCUUUCUCAGAGGUCACUAUGAUCAGGCCUACGAUUUGCAUACAAGUUAGAGGUCUGAUCUGUAUCCUCUUAGAACGGAUUUUAAAAUAUCUUUCCUUUUCUUAUAAACUGUAAAUACGACUUUUGUGAUUCCCAAUGAUAACGUAUUUAGCUUGAGAAAAUAUAGCUGAAACCUCUGCCUAGAAUUUGUAUUUGUAUCCAGCAUGUAUAUACAACCACUAUUUUGAAUUGUAAAGACUAAAAUUCAACCAAGUUUGGGUUAUUGUUGAAAGUCAUGAUUCCUCACAGGCCACUGAAUCAUCAUGGAUCAGUAACAUUGCCAAACGUCCAUGAAGGGUACAUGUGGUUGUAGGAGGUCACGAAGGAACCGAAUCGGAGAAAACGUUCAACACUUCAUAAAUAUCGCCCCUUGUAAUGUAAUGCUCUGAGGGCAAUCUUUGGAAGUGAAAGUUUCUUGAAUUUAGGGGCGGAUUAGUCCCUUACCAUGCUUUCGAUACGUCUGUGAACUCUGUCUCCUUCGUCUACCCAAACCUUCAUGGACAUUUGCAAUGUUUUAACCUGUUCCUUUAUGCCAUUGUGUUCCAGGUUAGAGUGUAAUGAUGCCGUCAUCUUUGAGUUUGUUUUCGAGAAGCAUUUCAUACUCAGAUAAUCACUGAAGCACGAAGGAUGUAACGUAUUUAGGCCUAUUAUGUGUUGCGUCUUACACUAAGUGUACUCUAUUGAAACCCUAUAACUCUGUUUGCUUCUGUGUGUAAGUGCAUACAUUUGUCAUAAUCAGCGCCUUUGGCUUACCUCACCUCAUUAUCAAUGGUGUACCGGUACUAUACUCUCAAGGCUAACAGUGCUAAAAAAAGGCAUUUAAUUAGGGACGAUUUGACGAAAUCGAUUUGUAAGGGUUUGUGUCCCAAUGUAAUUUUGUCAAGAAAUCUAAACAACUGAAAACUGUUUCUUUGCGAACAGCCCAGGAAGAAAUUAAGCAAUAUCAUCAUUAAACGAGAAAGUCAGAUACAUUUACCAUUGUAUAAAUGCAGUUUGCGAUUGCUCUCUAGAUUGUUGACAUUUGCAUUUCGACUAACCACUUGGAGAAUCAAUAGCAGUCCAAUAACUGUUGGCCACCCAAUUAACCUUGACCAUCUAUCAAACUCAGUGUCAAAAUCUAACUCUUGAGGAUAUUCAUUGCGGCCAAUCGUAAUGAUUAUGUGACUACGCUGUAUAUAACUUCCCAGAAUAUACGGAGCAAAAGGCGUAUACUUGUGUUCUGGAUCCGGAUCAGACACAACUGGCUUAAUAGUAGAGACGAUCGAUAGAAAAUGUGCCCUGGAUCCAGAACACACGUUAUACACACCUUAUUGUUCUGAAAUUGGACGUUAUACAAUGUAUAGUUGAGUUACUGAGGACCUUAGCCUCUUAUCAACUUGGCUCGGCUGGAAGGGUAAGGUCAUGUUUGGUUCCGACAAAUUAUGGCGAAUGAGACUUGUGCAUUUCCGUUGCCAUUUCAAGGUCACCUUCAGUCCGACGCCAGCCGCAUCACCGUAUAAAAUCAUGCACUCACGACAGGCUUUUGUGGCUUCAAAAGAAAAUUAUUGAUCAACCCAACAAACUUUGGGGUGGACAUUUCAGAGAGAUAACUAAUUUUGGAUGCUAAUUGAAAGUGCUCGUGUGUCCCCAGCCGAGAGGACAGCCCUAAUAACAUUUCCAAUCGUAAUGACGUUGGAGGCAGUGCAUUGACCAGCUAUAGAAUUACAAAUUGAUUGAAACCGGACUGAAGACGUGCAUCACAUGUGUCUAGCUAUUUUGGUCAGUAAAUCAAGAAAUCGAUGGCUAUAAAUUCACUUUAGCCUUUAUUUCCGUACAGUUUGUAGCCUAAACACUUUCUUGAUUCCAAUUUGUCCCAUCUCUGAUGGAUCUAUGCAACUUUACCUUAAACCUUCGCUGCUAUGUUCCAGAUUUGUUUAACUCGAUUGCGAGGUAGGUCGACGAAAGGUCAACGCCAUUCGUUAAAAUUUGUCACUUUAAUUUGAAAAUUUCCAAUUGUCUUAUUUAAUGUAUACUGAGUAUUUCAAUAUUACCAUUGUGUAGACAGACCAAGUUUCAGUUUCGAAAUUCAUGCUAUCCGCCCGGCGUGAAAAACUUAUUUCAAUAUUACAAAACUUUAAAUGCCAGCUCAUAUUUUUACAACGUCAUUUCAGCAUAUUCUAAGAGUAACUCUCAAUUGUUCCAAUACCAAAUCAGUAACAGCAAGUUGGUAAUAGCAUGGUACUGUACAUAUGUUCCAUUAACUUUCUUAUCAAAUUGGUGUCUCGUGAGAAAAAAAGAAAUAAGUCACACAUCUAAAUUUGUAGCAAACACUGCUUGGUACAGUAGAAUCCUGAAAACACUUUCUGGGAACUAUUACAGUUGUUGUUGAAUUCUCUAAUAACGGAUCUAUAGCGCUAGUCUUAUUCUUUUUAAUAAACCGACAUUCUGCUGCAUCUGAAGAAAAUGAAACAGUCUGUGUACGAACUUACCCGUGAGGUACUCUUCUCACCAUAAAUAAUUCUGCAAAUUCAAUGUGUUUUGUUGGAAUCUUAAAAUAAACAGUGUCACAAGGCUCAUUUGAUCAGCGAAUUUCCAUUUUCCGAUAGCAAAAUCAUGUGUUAUUAUUUUUUUGUUACAUUUCUGGCCAUUUAUUAUUAAAUAAUGGUGAUGAUUGCCAAUAUUCGAUAGAAAAUACACUAUAUUUAGAGAAUAAUUUGGUUGAAUUGAUUCGUUGGGGGGUAUUUUUAUGAAAAGGAGAAGGAUUUUUUAACCCGGAUUAGAACCGUUAGGUUGUUAAAGCGAUCGAUCAAAUAGCCUGACGUCAAAGUAUGUUCCUGCCUCUCAUUCGCCAAAUUUCCAAAAGCAGUUUUUUACCGGUGUGGCGGGGAUAGUAGUCCUAGGGCUGAUAGUCCGUGUGACAAUAGCCCGUAUUGCUAAAUGUUUUGGUUAGUGUUAGCGGUACAAUAGAUCAUGCUGCUUAAUUGGUCAAAUACAAUGCUACCGGACUAUGACUCCAGGGGGACUAUAUCCGCUGUCACACCGGAACUAAACCCAAAAUAGAACCUCCUAAUUGGCUCUCUACAAAUUGCCUUCUGAUGGCCCAUUCCGCAUCAGAACCAAUGGGAAGCUCCACAUGAAAUUGGUAUAACCACCUUAAACUAUAGGUUCUUUGGAGCUAGGCCAACCAAACUGAAUACCUUCACUUGUCUGCUGAGUGUUAUGGACCACCCUGUUUAAAAAAAAGCUUGAGUGUUACAACGCAAUGGUUUUGCUUGAAAGUCAUUGUGCCCGUUGUGUUUUAUUAGCAUGGUAGCUGUGACGUAAGCAAUUGUCAUAGAAACAGACAUUUCGUCAAGAGAGGAAGUUGUGUGUUUGUUUGCUUUUGCUAAUGUAUCUUUCCCAAUGGGAAACGGAUACUGGUGUCUUGUUUACUUUGCCUCCCCUUGCAUUCGUAAACUGGCACAAUCGGAGUGUAGAAUGCAAAUGCCCACAAAAAGGUAACUGUCCUGGUAAGAAGAUUAUCAUUAGAGGAAUUGAUACCUCACUAUCGGUAUGCGUAUUUUGUCUCGUCGCCAAACCGCGAGGGUGUGGCUAAAAUGAUCCACCAGAGCGAUUUUGAUGAGCGAAUCAAUACCGACAGUGAGUUAUCAAUUUAUUCUCUAAAACACCUCAAAUUAAACAAUGAAAUAUGAUUUUGAAUGCUUUUUGAUUGCUUCCAUUUUUGCACCAACCAUAACCGCUGAAUCCCAAACGUGGCUUCUUAUAAUGGAGGCGGUUCGUGCAUUUGUACCACGGAACUGAUGUUUUAAAGCAAUGGUAUGGUAAAAAGAAGCUUUUCAACAACGCUAGCGUAUCUCCAUAUAACGCCAACGUUACUGAUAAUGCAUAUGCAAAUAUUCAUUUUCUUGUUUUGUUUGAGUUAAAAUGUUGUAUCAUGACAUGUUGAUGGCACUUAAUUUGUAUUGUGUUAUCAGUUACUGUUGACUGUUUACUGUUUAUUGUAUACAGUAAACAGUAAACAGUUUACUAACGUUUGUUUGAUACAGUGUCAAGCACGCUCGGCUCUGACGCAAGCGAUCCAACCUCGGCGACAUUAGGGAACACUCACAUUGUGUGGUGCUUAUUCUCCAGAGUGAGCCUGCCUGGGCCCUGCCAGCAAUUGAGUAAAGGCGCGGUCACUUGUGGAACCUUGAAAAGUUCUGCUGACUCGCUAUAAUGCCACUCGAUAAAAGAAAUAAUUCCUUUAAUACACACAAAAUCUAUUUCUUCCUUUGGUUUCCUUGAAUUUCUGUACUUUCUGGUCGACGAUAAGAAAUAGUUCGGGCAAAACGGGUUGUGUAUUAUUCUUGAUAAAAUGAUCAAUGCUUGUGCUAAUCUGCAGCUCUUGGUCUGUCUCUCACAGCUAACUCUUUGCUUUUGAUGUCAUGUACUCGGGUUAUUCAGAAAAAAAUGGCCUCUCUUUAAAAUUGUAUAUCUGAGAGAUGGACGCACAGACAGUACCGCUACAAUUGUGUAAAGGACCCAAGUUAUCUACAUUAAGAGAUUUUGCUACGUUGCCACGCCGGAGCGUGUCAGGCACCUUAAAAUAUAAUCUGCCAUUACCCGGUUUAAAGCAUCCCAUUCCAAUGGUAGGCCUUAGUGUUUCGCCAGCCCCUGUCCCAGCAACCAUUACGGAAAGUUAUUCAAAACAGGCCUAUACCUCUGGUAAGUGGCGUGCAACCAACUGAGGUGGUGAGAACCGGACUCUACCAAGGGACAUUCACAUGUGUUUUGAGCAAAUGGAUCCUCAACCUCAGAUUUUUCCCGGAAAAGGAAAGUUGAGUGCUGCCAUCAACUAUGAGUAAACGGAUGCAGCUACAUCAAUGAGCCUUUGUCCGGUCUGAGGUAAACACUUUACUGAAAACAUUUUGGACCAAAUUGUCACUAGAUAAAGACUCUGGAUCUCACCGCUUAGAGUUACUCUCUGUUUGCCUGUUAACUUUCACUACGAGCGAUUUGUACCGUGUCGGUGUAAAUAACAAUUUGUCAAUUAGUGCGUAUUCCUGCAAACUUUGAGUCCUGGGAAUAAACGUUCGUAAGAUAUUUUG
Lineus longissimus is the source of this 10621-nucleotide messenger RNA. Its product is annotated as small conductance calcium-activated potassium channel protein 1-like. Gene Ontology annotation, cellular component: plasma membrane; neuronal cell body; neuron projection. Gene Ontology annotation, biological process: potassium ion transmembrane transport. NCBI's taxonomy places the organism in Eukaryota, Metazoa, Nemertea, Pilidiophora, Heteronemertea, Lineidae. The record is from RefSeq and is a predicted model, not a curated record. Gene Ontology annotation, molecular function: calmodulin binding; small conductance calcium-activated potassium channel activity. Bases 829 to 3072 code for a protein of 747 amino acids. The transcript has 13 exons.